Messenger RNA from Macroventuria anomochaeta, 4177 nucleotides. RefSeq lists its product as uncharacterized. Bases 235 to 4035 code for a protein of 1266 amino acids. Gene Ontology annotation, molecular function: lipid binding. The transcript has 4 exons. Lineage: Eukaryota; Fungi; Ascomycota; Dothideomycetes; Pleosporales; Didymellaceae. The record is from RefSeq and is a predicted model, not a curated record.
GCCCGGAAAAGGGAGCGUCUUUGCUUGUUUGGUUGAGGAUGAUGUCAUGGCUAACGCAAUUCCCCGCGGUUCUCGAUCAACACCAGGGUUGCGCUUCCUUGCUUUCAGGUUACGCUACGCCCACCUAUGAAUUUCCACCUCGCCGUGUCGUGAGAUCUGUCUUUCUCCAUCUACAGCCUCAAUUGCGCUGAGGGACUCAGUUGCAGUCCUCUCACCCCUUACCCAGCCCGAACGAUGGCGCAACAGCAGCACGCCCCCGGCAGCCACUACUCCGGACACAACCCCAUCCCCACAGUGAAGCAGUUCGUUGAAAACCUCGACCGCGAUAAAAAGAGUAGGGACAAGGAGAUUGACGAGCGCGCCAAGGCUGCGAAGGCACAGACUGGUACAGCAUCGACUGCUGCUGGAAAAACUCCCUCCACACCACCCAGGGCAGACAAGAAGACGCCUGCGACGACACCAAAGACGCCAGCUCAAGAUGGCGUGCAGGACCACCAGGUCUCAAAGAAGACGGUUGAGGGCACAGAGAAGACCGUCACAGACCCCACAACCGGCAGGGAAGUCGUCAUUGCCGAUGUUGGCAAGGAGAUGGUUGACGAGGUUGAGAACCCACAUCUGAUCGUGCCCAACGCCAAUCUGAAGAAGCCUACACCCAUCAAGACAGACCCUUCACAGUCGCUCGCAGACUACAAGGAAGCACAAGACGUGACCGCUCCACCAGACCCCGUCGCCGAAGGCACUACCUCCGAUGUCCCCAUCCACGGCGAAAAGACCAACGUUCUUUUCCACCCAACCCCGUCGGUCAGCUAUGAGCCCAUGUUCGCUGAGCUGGAGAAGCGUGCAGGCAUCCUGUGCAUUGGCAUCGUUGUCGUCACAAUAGUCGUGGGAAAGAUGUUUGGCGGUGCACUGAAGGGCUUGGUACCACUGGCCAUGUGCCUAGCCUCUGGAGUCUGGCUCUGGAUGAAGGAGGUUGUGCGCAGUGGCAGAGAGGUUGAGUGGUCCAGCGAGCAGACUCGUGGACAGUUGGCCACCCUCAACCUGCUCCCUGAAUCAGUCGAAUGGAUGAACACCUUCCUGGGUAUCAUGUGGGGUCUCAUUAACCCUGAUAUGUUCCAGGGCGUCGCCGAUACCCUUGAGGAUGUCAUGCAAGCUUCGGUUCCAGGCAUCAUUGAGAACGUCCGAGUCGCCGAGAUCAACCAGGGUAGCAACCCUCUGCGCAUCCUCAGCAUGCGCGCGCUCCCAGACAACCAGAUGGGCGAGAUGAAGCAGGCUAUCCACGAGGAGAACAAGAAGACCAAGGACCCCCAGGAAGCGGCAGCAGAUGAGGAGGGCGGUGACUACUACAACCUGGAAGUCUCGUUCGCCUACCACGCCCAACCGAGCGGCAAGCGUACAUCAGACAAGGCGCGCAACAUGCACAUGAACUUGGUAUUCUACCUGGGAAUUAAGGGUCUCUUUGGUGUUCCACUACCAAUUUUCGUCGAGCUUCAGUCGCUGGUCGGUACCGUUCGCUUGCGAAUGAACAUGACACCUGAGGCGCCGUUCUUGAAGAACUUGACCUUCACUCUAAUGGGUGCCCCUCAGGUUACGGCUGGCUGCACACCCAUGUCCGAGAAGGCGCCCAACAUCCUCAACCUUCCACUGAUCAGCAAUUUCGUUAACUACGCUAUCAAGGCUGCGGCGAGCAUGUAUGUUGCUCCCAAAUCCAUGUCUCUUGACAUGAGGGCCAUUCUGCAGGGUGACUCGAUCCAGAAAGAUACUGAAGCUCUUGGUGUUCUGUGGAUCCGCAUUCACCGCGCUAAAGGCCUGAGCAAGCAGGACCGGCGUGGGUCGAAGCACGGAGGCAGCGACCCAUACAUCACACUCGCUUUCUCCAAGUACGGCAAGCCCAUGUACUGCACUCGUGUCAUCACCGACGAUCUCAACCCCAUUUGGGAAGAAACCGCUGCCCUUCUCGUUAGUCCCGAGUUGAUCAAGGCCAAUGAAAACCUCAGUGUCGAGCUUUGGGAUUCUGACAGGCACACCGCGGACGACAUUGUCGGCAAGGUCGAGCUCUCCAUGCAGAAGAUGAUCCAACACCCCGGCAAAAUGUAUCCUCAGGUGUCUAAGUUGGCCGGCAUGGAUGCCGAUAGCGAGAUGCCUGGUGAGCUGCACUGGGAAGUCGGUUACUUUGGCAAGCCCAAGUUCAGACCUGAGCUCAGGACAGACGGCAAGAACAGGAGUCUGCCAGAUCAACUCAAGGACGACCCUAAGCUGCAGGACGAGAAGGGUGUCAUCAACUCAGACGAAGACUAUGCGGUUAUGCACACUCCUCCGGACCCACUCUGGCCGAGCGGUAUUUGCAGUGUUGUUAUUCAUCAGAUCGUCAACCUCGAACUCGAGAACGUCAAGGGUACCUCAGGCAGUAGGAAUGGCCGCGAGUACGAACCCGCGAAACCCUACGGCGAGGCAACUGAGGAGACUGGUGGCGACCUUCCUACAUCAUACUGCACCAUACUGUACAAUGAUCAACUGGUCUACCGCACACGUGCAAAGGCUGUCUCAUCUCAGCCCAUCUUCAACGCUGGAACCGAGCGCUUCAUUCGCGACUGGCGGUCUGCUAUCAUUACAGUCACCGUGCGCGACUCCCGCAACCGCGAGCACGACCCCAUCCUUGGUGUUGUCCCUCUCAAGCUUUCCGACAUUCUCGAGACCUCCUCGCAAGCCACCCGUUGGUAUCCUCUCGAUGGCGGUAUCGGAUUCGGUCGCAUCCGUAUUUCGCUUCUGUUCCGCGGCAUCGAAACACGUCUGCCUCCUCAGAUGCUUGGCUGGGAUGUUGGUACAUUUGAGUUUAGGUCUCACAACAUUUUGAUGACCGGCUAUAACCACUCUCCCAAGCUCAAGCUACGAACAGGUGGUAGCACUGGUAAGAUUAGUCGCGCCCACGCGCAUAAGCUGCCCGAGGGUGACGGCUACUACUUUGAUUUAGAGAAGAACAAUGGUCGUGACAACGUCCGCCUGCCCGUCAAGCAUCGCUACAGGUCGCCGAUCGUCUUCGAGUUCCAUAUCGCUGGCAAGCGCAAGGCAGACGCUUACGCUGUCAUCUGGCUUCAACACUUCAUCGACAACGAGGAUGCUGACAUCAACAUCCCCAUCUGGACAACAACACACCCCCAGCGCCUCACACAGAACUAUAUCACCGAAGAUAACUGCAAGAAGGAGCCCGGUCUCGAGGACCUCAAGGAGGUCGGCCGUCUGCAGUUCCGCGCCCGCUUUAAAGCCGGCACAGACGAGUCGCACGAAGCAUUUGUCGUCGACAACGACUCGCGCGAGACGUACGAGACCUGGGAAGCCUGUCUGACCGAAGGCGUUCGCAACCGCAAGGUCGACAAGGAACUGCCCGAGCGUGUCCAGCAGCUGCACGAAGAAUCCCUCACCGCAGGCCGCGACAUACUCAAGAACGCCGACGAGGAAGAGAAGAGGAAGUGGCUCGCCAAAGACGGAAAAGACUGGUCUGGCGCCUUCGGAGAAGACCCCAAAGCGUACAUGGAUACCAAGGGCCGCAAGCGCAGAGAACCAGGUGUCGAGCAGCCCCUGCACGACCCGUUCCACCCCUCAUCCGACGAGGAUCACGACGACUACUCCGACGACAACUCAGAUUCCAGCUCAGACCUGGGCAUCGAGGACGCAACGAACACCGGCAGCGCAACGUCCAUGUCCGGCGGCCCUGGCGGCGGCGAUCAGGCCAAAAGCCCCAACGGUGGCUUCAAGCACCAGUCGACGGAUCUCUCGCCGGAUGGUGGACGGCCAUCUCAGUCUACGGCGCGCACGUGGGAUACGACGGACUCGAAUGGCAGCCAGUCAACGAAGAGCACCAACAAGCAGAACAAGCGGACCGAGGAGCGCAAGCACCGUGGUCUGAUGCAGUGGAAGCCUGCCAGGAACUUGGUGUUUGCAAAGGACGAGACCAAAAUUGGGCUUAAAAAGCUCACGAAGAAAGUGACUGGUGGGUUGGAGGGACGACAGCCUGGUGUUGAAACUGAAACUGGAAGCUAAACGAUUCACCUGCAUGCCAUACCCAAGCGACGGCGUUUUGGUGCAGAUACUGAUUGACCUAUGAUGUUUAGUUUAUGAUAAUGAUAGCAUGCUGGGGCGAAAAGGCAAAGCUUGGUUUGGAAAUAGUAAUUUUGUUACUGAA